GGGACAUCUGGAAUAGGGAAGACAACAAUUGCAAAAGCUAUAUGGAAUGAAAUUGCCCAUAAGUUUGAAGGAAGUUGUUUCUUGCCAAAUGUUAGAGAAGGAAGCUUAGUCCAGCUACAGGAGACUCUUCUUGAUAAGCUUCUAGGCAAAAAUUUGAAAAUUGGCAAUGUUGAUGAAGGAAUCGGUGUUAUAACAGAACGGCUGAGGCAUAAAAAGAUUCUAUUAAUUCUUGACGAUGUGGACCAAUUGGAGCAGUUAGAAAACUUGGCUGGAGAUGAUUGGUUUGGUGACGGUAGUAGAGUAAUCAUUACUACAAAAAAUAGGAGAUUGCUAAACAAUCGUGAAAUUGAGUUGAUAUACGAGGUGAAGAAGUUAGAUUGCAACCAAGCUCUUGAGCUUUUCAGUUGGCAUGCAUUCCGAAGAAGUGAACCUCCAAAAGAUUAUUUGAAACUCGCACAACGUGCAAUAGCUUUUGCUGAUGGCCUUCCACUAGCUCUAAAAAUUUUAGGUUCUCAUCUUCGUGGUACAGAUAUACGACUUUGGCAAGAUACAUUAAAUGGUUACGAAGGAGAACCUUAUACCCAUAUUGAAAGAAUACUUCAAAAAAGUUAUGAUGCCUUGGAUCAUCGCGCAAAAGAAUAUUUUCUUGACAUUGCAUGUUUCUUUAAAGGUGAAUAUGAGGACUAUGUGCUACGAAUAGUACCCAAAAUAUUCAUUGAAGAAUUCGUUGAUAAGGCAUUGAUAACUAUUGAAGGGAGAAUGAUUUUAAUGCACGACUUGCUAGCAAACUUGGGCAAGGAUAUAGUUCACAAAGAAUCCCCCAAUGAUCCUGGCCAGCGUAGUAGAUUGUGGUUUUACGAGGAUGUCAUACAAGUUCUAAUGGAAAGUACAGGAACAAGAAAUAUUAAAGGCAUCAUGGUGAAGCUUCCGAAAGCAGCUAAGAUAACUUUGAAUCCAGAAUGCUUCCGUAAUAUGGUGAAUCUUAAAAUUUUUAUAAACCAUAAUGCAUCUCUAUGUGGGGACAUUAACUAUCUGCCCAACGUGUUAAGAUGGAUUGAUUGGGAUGGAUAUCAGUUACAAUCUUUGCCACCCAAUUUUCAAGGAAAUCAUCUUGUUAAGUUCAAAAUGUCUCGCAGUCAUAUCAGACAAUUGGAGGGAUUUAAG
Molecule: messenger RNA, 1164 nt
Organism: Prunus avium (sweet cherry)
Lineage: Eukaryota; Viridiplantae; Streptophyta; Magnoliopsida; Rosales; Rosaceae
Source: RefSeq, a predicted model, not a curated record